Grammomys surdaster is the source of this 1682-nucleotide messenger RNA. RefSeq names its product CDP-diacylglycerol synthase 2 (gene Cds2). The record is from RefSeq and is a predicted model, not a curated record. Gene Ontology annotation, molecular function: phosphatidate cytidylyltransferase activity. NCBI's taxonomy places the organism in Eukaryota, Metazoa, Chordata, Mammalia, Rodentia, Muridae. Gene Ontology annotation, cellular component: endoplasmic reticulum membrane. The coding region runs from base 75 to 1409 and encodes 444 amino acids. The transcript has 13 exons.
GCCGUGCGCACUGAGCCGACCUCCGCGGCCACCGCGCUGCUCACUCGGAGUGACGCUGCGCCGGGGUCCCCAGCAUGACCGAGCUACGGCAGAGGGCUGUCCGCGAGGACGCACCUCCGGAGGACAAGGAAUCAGAGUCUGAAGCAAAGCUCGAUGGAGAGACGGCAUCAGACAGCGAGAGCCGAGCAGAAGCAGCUCCCCCACCAGCCUCCAUAGACGACACCCCAGAGGUCCUUAACAGGGCCCUUUCCAAUUUGUCCUCAAGGUGGAAGAACUGGUGGGUGAGAGGCAUCCUGACUUUGGCCAUGAUUGCAUUUUUCUUCAUUAUCAUUUACCUGGGACCAAUGGUUUUGAUGAUGAUUGUUAUGUGUGUUCAGAUUAAGUGUUUCCAUGAAAUAAUCACUAUUGGCUACAAUGUAUACCACUCCUACGACCUGCCCUGGUUCAGGACCCUCAGCUGGUACUUCCUCCUGUGUGUGAACUACUUCUUCUAUGGGGAGACAGUGACAGACUACUUCUUCACUCUGGUCCAGAGAGAGGAGCCUUUGCGGAUUCUCAGUAAAUACCACCGGUUCAUCUCCUUUACCCUGUAUCUGACAGGAUUCUGCAUGUUUGUACUGAGUCUAGUUAAGAAGCAUUAUCGGCUGCAGUUCUACAUGUUUGGAUGGACCCAUGUGACCUUGCUUAUUGUCGUAACGCAGUCACACCUUGUUAUCCAUAACUUGUUUGAAGGAAUGAUAUGGUUUAUUGUUCCCAUUUCAUGCGUCAUCUGCAAUGAUAUUAUGGCUUAUAUGUUUGGCUUUUUCUUUGGUCGGACCCCACUCAUUAAGCUCUCUCCAAAGAAGACCUGGGAAGGCUUCAUUGGGGGCUUCUUUGCUACUGUGGUGUUUGGCCUUCUGCUCUCCUAUGUGAUGUCUGGGUACAGAUGCUUCGUCUGUCCUGUGGAAUACAACAACGACACUAACAGCUUCACUGUGGACUGUGAGCCAUCUGACCUAUUUCGUCUGCAGGAGUACAACAUUCCUGGGGUAAUCCAGUCAGUCGUUGGCUGGAAAACGGUGAGGAUGUACCCUUUCCAGAUCCAUAGCAUCGCCCUCUCCACCUUCGCCUCGCUCAUCGGCCCAUUCGGAGGGUUCUUCGCAAGUGGAUUCAAACGGGCCUUUAAAAUCAAAGAUUUUGCCAAUACCAUUCCUGGUCAUGGCGGCAUCAUGGAUCGCUUUGACUGCCAGUACCUGAUGGCCACCUUUGUCAAUGUGUACAUCGCCAGCUUUAUCAGGGGCCCCAACCCGAGCAAGCUGAUUCAGCAGUUUCUGACGUUGCGGCCGGACCAGCAGCUUCACAUCUUCAACACACUCAAGUCUCACCUGACUGACAAGGGCGUUCUGACGUCUGCGUUGGAUGAUGAGUAGAGUCCACCAGGGCCAGGAGAGCUGGAGCAGGACUAGAGUGAGGGCCGGUCGCCAAGGCUGGCCCAUCUGCUGUGACUUAGAUAAUGAGAAGCUUCAACUCACUGUCUUUUUUUUCUUCUCCCUUUUUAAUUUGUGUGUGUGUUUUUUUUUUUUUUUUAAUCUGUAUAUACUGUCUGUUUAUAAUGUGGGCUGUGAGUAAGCUGUAGCUUUGAGUUGCAAAGAAGUCACAGGAAAGGACCAUUUGGGUUUCUUAAAUACAGGUAUUGAACAACA